UUGACAGUCUGUUUCUUUACACUCCGCCCCCUACAGCUCAUCUCUGUUAGGUCGUUCGUUUACGCGCACUUUAGUUUCGGCAUUUCCAACAGUUCGUGAACGCAGCGUAUGUCCUGACUGGUUAGCAGCAUGGAAAGAAAAGUACUUGCAAUGCAAGCGAGGAAGAAGAGGACAAAGCCAAGGAAGCCUGGCAAAAAACCAGAGCCUCAUGGUCGGGGAGGCGGCUCUCAGCCGGGCCAGGCGGACUCCCCCCUCCCAGAGCAGGACGAGGAGAUCCUGGGCUCUGAUGACGAUGAGCAGGAAGACCCCAAUGACUACUGCAGGGGUGGAUAUCACCAUGUGAAGAUUGGAGAUUUGUUCCACGGGAGAUACCAUGUGAUCCGCAAACUGGGCUGGGGGCACUUCUCCACCGUUUGGCUGGCCUGGGACAUCCAGGAGAAGUGCUUUGUGGCCAUGAAAGUGGUGAAAAGUGCCGAACAUUACACAGAGACAGCUCUGGACGAGAUCAAGCUGCUCAAAUCUGUGAGAAACACAGAUCCCAGUGACCCCAGCAGAGAGAAAGUGGUGCAGCUUCUUGACGACUUCAAAAUUUCCGGCAUGAAUGGCACUCAUGUGUGCAUGGUGUUUGAGGUUCUGGGUUAUCACCUACUGAAGUGGAUCAUCAAGUCUAAUUACCAAGGCCUGCCCCUACCCUGUGUUAAAAGCAUCAUAAGACAGGUUCUUCAGGGAUUAGACUACCUCCACACCAAGUGUAAGAUCAUCCACACAGACAUCAAACCAGAGAACAUUCUGCUGACUGUCAACGAGCCCUACAUCAAGAAAAUGGCUGCUGAAGCUACGCAGUGGCAGAAGACCGGCGCUGCCCCCCCCUCAGGCUCUGCAGUGAGUACAGCCCCCGCACCCAAACCAGUUGCCAAAAUGUCCAAAAACAAAAAGAAGAAGAUGAAAAAGAAGCAGCGGAAGCAGGCAGAGAUUCUGGAGAAGAGGAUCCAGGAGAUGGAGGGAGGAGCGGCUGAAGGAGAAGAGGAUGAGGAGGAGGAUGAGGAGACGACGACGACAGAGGCCACGACGACAGAGGCCACUGAAGACACGACUUCCACAGCCACCCUCUCCAUGUCUGCCACGCUGCAGGACAUCGCUAACCAUGUCCACUCAGACCCCACUCCAGAGGAACAGCCCCAGCAGAUACCAAACGUAAAUGAGAGGAGGGACAAUGCGACCAAGGAGGAGAGCGGGAUGGAGGUGAACUGUAACGGCCACGCCUCGGCAGCAGAGAGCGAAGCCAGUGUGGAGGAGCAAGGGACCGAGCAGGCGAAGGAGCAGGAGGACCAACAGAAUGCUAACCAAGCAGGAAGCAACACAGAGACCCCGGACACGUUAAGUAACAAAGAGGAGCAUCAGACCUGUAACGGCUCAGCCGAGGGUCCCGACCAGCAGCAGCCCGCCUCCCUCAGCCCCGACUCCGUCACCGUGGAGCUGAAGGAGGGAGGAGAUGAGGAGGAGAAGAAGGAGGAGGAGAUGGACACUCAGGGGGAGGACACCAAAAGAGUGGAGGAAGACGAAGACAGCCAGGAUGGAUCAUCAGGCAAUAUGUUAGUAAACCCCCUGGACCCUCUUAACUCUGACAAGCUGCAGGUUAAGAUCGCUGACCUCGGCAACGCCUGCUGGGUGCACAAACAUUUCACCGAUGACAUCCAGACACGGCAGUAUCGCUCUCUGGAGGUGCUGACGGGAGGCGGCUACAGCACACCAGCCGACAUCUGGAGCACAGCCUGCAUGGCCUUUGAGCUGGCGACUGGAGAUUACCUGUUUGAGCCCCACUCUGGAGAAGACUACUCGCGAGAUGAAGAUCACAUAGCGCUCAUCAUCGAGCUGCUCGGUAAAGUUCCCAGGAAGCUGAUCUUAGCGGGCAAAUACUCCAAGGAGUUUUUCACCAAGAAAGGCGACCUGCGGCACAUCACCAAGCUGAAGCCGUGGGGUUUAAUGGAGGUGUUGGUAGAGAAGUACGAGUGGUCCAAAGACGAGGCGCACACCUUCAGCAGCUUCCUGCUGCCCAUGCUGGACCUGGUGCCGGAGAGGAGGGCCACGGCGGCCCAGUGCCUCGCCCACGCCUGGCUCACAUGCUAGAGGCCCGCUGAACAACGGGAGACAUCAGGUCUGAAGACCCCGGGCUGGGAGCCGUACAGUCAACACAUGUGACUGCAUUGUGCCAGCAUCCUCCUCUCCCACACACACUUUCAAACACACAAUAAAAAGAGCGGAGUCUUUAUCCUCUUUUGGAUUACACUGGUGAUAGAAUGAGAUCCUGGUCCUCUUCCUAUAUUUAUGGCUCUUUUUUAUUACUGGCUGUAAAGGACUUAUCAGCCUUGCUCUUUUUCUUCCUUGACUCCAGCUCUCUUUUCUGCAGCAUAAUAUUCUCUGCAUUUUUAGCUAUAGAUAACAAACUGUCUCAUUUAGAUUGAGGUUGCUCUUCUACAAAUGCAGAAGGCGACACGAUGUUAACAUUGCCCUCAAAACCACAUACUGUUUUUUAUUUUGUCAAACGGAGAGAGAUGAGUCUGACUAAUGACAUGUCGUCGUGUUAGCUGUGCUCAGAAGUGCUCAGAACUGAUCAGUGCGUAACGCUAAUGGCCAAGAUGAGAGACUAGUAGAGUUCUUAGCACUGUUAAGUUAGCUAUGUUAAAAUACAACUUUUAUACAUUUAUACAGAGGCAAGACUACAUCAUUACAUUUCAGGCUCUGAAGAUAUUAGUCACAAAUCUCACUCUAUUUUUCAGGAACUCCAAACUGUGUAAUUUCAGAUAUUUUAAGUGUUUCGUUUAAAUCCUUAUCUUAUGUUGUCUUAAAAAACCCUUGUAUACAAAAUAGCAUGGAAAAACAUCCAGAUUCCUUUCCUACAUCAUGCACAAGACGACACCUUCAUGCUCUUUUUAUACCUCCAUCAUAUUUUGCCUGUUAAGAAAGGCUUAAUAUAAUAUUCCCCCUUUACAGUCAAAUCAAACUACAAGUGCAGUGCACCAAAGAGUCUUCCUUUAGUCUCUCCCUCUCUGCUCUGUAUAUUAAAGACACAAACUAAAGAGUUAAGCUAUUUCUUUUACACUUUUUGAAAAUGUCUCGAGGAACGAAAGCUUUGUUUUUAGGGUUUCAGCCGCACAUGGAGGUGUUUGAUUUGAAAACAGAAGAUUGUACUAAAAACUAAUGGUGUAGUAAUGCUUUGAAGCUUCUUAAGCCCAUGUUUGCUUGUUUUUCUACAAAGUCUCCUACUUCUGUCCAUGACUGCUCUUCUUUUGUUCAUUUUCUCUAGGUAAUAUUAAUAAACAUUUUUCAAAAUUAA
Trematomus bernacchii (emerald rockcod) is the source of this 3334-nucleotide messenger RNA. RefSeq names its product SRSF protein kinase 1b (gene srpk1b). Gene Ontology annotation, biological process: regulation of mRNA processing; spliceosomal complex assembly; protein phosphorylation. Lineage: Eukaryota; Metazoa; Chordata; Actinopteri; Perciformes; Nototheniidae. Gene Ontology annotation, molecular function: protein kinase activity; ATP binding. The transcript has 16 exons. Bases 130 to 2127 code for a protein of 665 amino acids. The record is from RefSeq and is a predicted model, not a curated record.